AUGGGGCUAUUUUUAUCCCCCAGGGGGGUGUAUUUAUUGUUCCAUCCGGGGGGGAGUGAGGGAGAGCCUCUGGGACACCCCUCACAGUGACAUUGGCAGCUGAGCACAGCCAUGGCACCCAAGAAAGCCAAGAAGAGGAUUGAGGGUGCCAAUUCCAAUGUCUUCUCCAUGUUUGAGCAAGCCCAGAUCCAGGAAUUCAAGGAGGCCUUCACCAUCAUGGAUCAGAACCGGGACGGCUUCAUCGACAAGGCAGACCUGAGAGACACCUUUGCUGCCCUCGGGCGCCUGAACGUGAAGAACGAGGAGAUCGAUGAGAUGAUAAAGGAGGCACCGGGCCCCAUCAACUUCACCGUGUUCCUCACCAUGUUUGGGGAGAAGCUCAAGGGUGCUGACCCAGAGGAGACAAUCCUGAAUGCAUUCAAGGUGUUUGAUCCAGAGGGAAAAGGCCUGAAAUCUGCCUACAUCAAAGAAAUGCUGAUGACGCAGGGGGAGAGGUUUUCCCAGGAAGAGAUCGAUCAGAUGUUCGCUGCCUUCCCUCCGGACAUGUCUGGCAACCUGGACUACAAGAACCUGGUCCAUGUCAUCACUCAUGGUGAAGAGAAGGACUAG
Melozone crissalis (California towhee) is the source of this 609-nucleotide messenger RNA. RefSeq names its product myosin light chain 2 (gene MYL2). Lineage: Eukaryota; Metazoa; Chordata; Aves; Passeriformes; Passerellidae. Gene Ontology annotation, cellular component: myofibril; cytoplasm. The record is from RefSeq and is a predicted model, not a curated record. Gene Ontology annotation, biological process: muscle cell fate specification; cardiac muscle contraction; heart development. Gene Ontology annotation, molecular function: calcium ion binding. The transcript has 7 exons.